UCAGUGUGAGGUGGCUGGAGAAAGAGUGUGUGCAGUGGAGCAUGGGGUGGAGAGACUGAGAAAGGGAGGGAGAGAGCGAGAGACACAGAAUGAAGGAGAGAAACAGAGGGAGGGUAAAAAGUUUAGAGUUGAGCUUGGGGGGCGUAGGCAGGGACAGAGACCCAGGAUCUCAUUUUGUUGUUCUGUUUCUGAACUCUGCUGAAACACAGGAAACGGGGAUGAAGCCUGCCUGAGAUUUCUUCAACUUUUCUGUUUUAAGGUGUGUCGUGGCCCCCAGCCGUGUCUGUGAAUGUCUGUCACCAUGGCUAAGCGUGAGACUGGCAGCACAAGUCCAGUGGUGCGGCAAAUAGACAAGCAGUUCCUGGUCUGCAGCAUCUGCCUCGAUCACUUCCACAACCCCAAAGUGCUACCCUGCUUACACACCUUCUGCGAACGGUGCUUACAGAACUACAUCCCACCCCAGUCACUGACGCUGUCGUGUCCAGUGUGCCGACAGACCUCCAUCCUGCCCGAAAAAGGUGUAGCAGCACUGCAGAAUAACUUUUUUAUUACCAAUCUCAUGGAGGUGCUUCAGAGGGAUCCAGGAUGUUCUCGUCCUGAGGCGUGCAAUGUGCUGGAGUCUGUGAGUGCAGCAGCUGCUGGGAAGCCUCUUUCCUGCCCAAAUCAUGAGGGCAAGGUGAUGGAGUUUUACUGUGAGUCGUGCGAAACAGCCAUGUGUUUAGAUUGCACAGAAGGGGAACACAGAGAACAUGUCACUGUCCCACUGAGGGAUGUUCUGGAACAGCACAAAGCAGCACUGAAGAAUCAGCUGGAUGCCAUUCGCAACAGAUUGCCUCAGUUGACGGCUGCAAUUGAACUGGUGACUGAGAUCUCCAGGCAGCUGAUGGAACGAAAGACUGAAGCAGUGAAUGAGAUAAGCAGUACAUUUGAGGAGCUGGAGCGUGUUCUGCACCAACGUAAGACUGCCCUCAUCACUGACCUAGAGAACAUCUGCAGCUCCAAACAGAAGGUGCUGCAGUCCCAGUUGUUAUCCCUGCAGCAGGCGAAAGAACAUAUUGAGAGUAGCUGCAGCUUCACAGAGCAGGCUCUGAGCCAUGGAGGUGCUGCCGAGGUGCUUCUUAUGCAGAAGCAGAUGGGGGAGCGUGCAGGCGCUCUGGCCUGUCACACCUUCCCUGAACGGCCGCAUGAGAACGGACACCUGCAGUGCCGCCUAGAGACAGAGGGCCUGCGCCGCUCCAUCCAGAAUCUUGGGGUCCUGAUCACCACUAGUGCUGUUGGACACACUAGUGUGGCCACCGGAGAGGGCCUGAGGCACGGCAUCAUCGGCCAACACAGCACCAUCACCGUUACCACCAAGGACAAGGAAGGAGAACUGGUGCGAAGCGGUAAUGCACUUCUAAAAGGAGAUAUCACAGGGCCGGAAGGAAGCAAAGCAGUCGAGGUGGAGGUAGCGGACAAUAAAAACGGCACAUAUGAAGUGGGCUACACGCUGAGGAGCGAGGGAGAGUAUUCUUUCUCACUGAUGCUUUAUGGCCAGCCUGUGAGAGGGAGUCCAUUCAGACUGCGGGCCGUGAAGCCCAGCGACGUUCCUCAGUCUCCAGAGGACGUGAAAAGGAGGGUGAAGUCACCCAGUGGAAGUGGAGGACAUAUCAGGCAGAAAGCUGUACGAAGACCCUCCAGCAUGUACAGCACCACUAAGAAGAAGGAGAAUCCUAUUGAGGAUGAGCUUAUCUACAGAGUAGGCACGAGAGGCAGAGAGAAGGGCGAGUUCACUAAUCUUCAAGGUAUCUCUACCUUCAGUGGGAGAGUUGUAGUAGCAGACAGCAACAACCAGUGUAUUCAGGUGUUUACUAACGAUGGACAGUUUAAGCUGAGGUUUGGCGUGCGAGGCCGGUCACCAGGGCAGCUGCAAAGACCCACGGGAGUGGCAGUAGACAUGAACGGAGACAUCAUAGUAGCUGAUUAUGAUAAUCGAUGGAUAAGCAUCUUCUCCUCAGAAGGGAAGUUUAAGAAUAAAAUCGGUGCCGGGAGGCUAAUGGGGCCAAAGGGCAUUUCGGUGGAUCGGAACGGUCACAUCAUUGCUGUAGAUAACAAGGCAUGCUGCGUCUUCAUCUUCCAGUCCAACGGGAAACUGGUUACCAGGUUCGGUGCAAGGGGCUCGUUGGACAGACAGUUUGCAGAAAAAAGUGGUUCAAACUUUAAACAGGAGCAAAAGCUUAGUAAAUCUGGCCCUGGGUUCAGUCCACACUUUGUGGCUGUCAACAACAAGAAUGAAAUCAUAGUAACAGACUUUCAUAACCACUCGGUGAAGGUGUUCAGUGCAGAUGGUGAGUUCCUCUUUAAAUUUGGCUCACAUGGUGAAGGAAAUGGGCAGUUUAAUGCCCCAACAGGAGUUGCUGUUGAUGCAAAUGGGAACAUCAUUGUAGCAGACUGGGGUAACAGCAGGAUACAGGUGUUUGACAGCUCAGGCUCUUUCCUGUCCUACAUAAACACGAGUGCAGACCCACUGUAUGGGCCGCAGGGUUUGGCGCUGACGUCUGAAGGUCACGUGGUUGUUGCAGACUCGGGGAACCACUGUUUUAAAGUGUAUCGCUAUCUGCAGUAGUGCUCAAGCUCUCCUUCUUUCUCUCUUCUACGGUUUUGCACGUUCAGCUAAAAUCAAUUCCCUUAACCAAACUAAAGUGGAUGAGCAGAAAGCACAAGAGCAUUUUUCUUUCACAGUGAUCUCCAAAAAAAUACUUUUUUUUUUUCAUAUAUAAUGGUGAACUAAGACCUUAGGGUUGUUUAGGGUGGAUUUCAGAGAGUCAUAAUAAGCACACUUUGUACAGAAAUAGGUUGAAAAGAAAUCAGAACCAUUUGUGUACAGCACUUUCUCUGAAGCAUGCAUUCAUAAAGCCACAGUAGUGUUAACAUUUCUGCCAUUUGGUAACUGCAGAUAUUUUUACAAAAUAAUUUCAAAUGGCUCAUAAAAAUACUUGAAUAAUUGAUUCCAUAAUAACAUGUAAACAUUUCCCUUCAACCUAAUUCCAGAACUUGUACAUAAGCACAUGCAGAAGAAAAUUCUAUAUUAAUUCAAAUAUAUUUUCAGGGAUUUCCAAAAGUCUACAGUUAAGACACUUGUAAAAAAAAAAUGGAAUUUAGAAUUACUUGUUAUUAAGGAAUGAAUUCUACAUUAUGGUGCGUUAUGAGUUAUAUAAUUAACAACCGUUACCAAAUUUCAAAGAACAAUCUGUUUAUACAGUUGCAACGCUUUAUGAAUACAGGCUAGACAGAACGUUCACACGCUUUUAAAUCCAGUGUCUUAACUUUUGCUAGUUUUUUAGAUCAGCAAUGAAAUUAGGCCUGAUCCCUCUGUCAGCUUUACUUCCCAUCUCUCUGUAAAACACACUCACCCUCUUUGUCUUUUUGAGUGCAAACCCCAGUGGUGGAUAUUGAUGCCUAUGUAUUUGUAUCUAUGCGCAUAAACAAGUGUCUGUAUAUAUGCAUAUGUGUGUAUAUAUACAUAGGAGAAUAUAUAUAUAUGUAAUCUGUAAAUGGUACCACACUUUGGCUUCCCGUCAUCGUUGUUACAUGAUGUCAUUGAGCUGAUGUUACACUUCAGACUGCUGCAUUUACAGAAAGAUUCAGCAGCAAAAAAGCACACGAAUUAUUUUUCUAUUACGUUUCAUUAUGCUUUAAGUUUCGAGUUAACCUAUAAACAAACAAACAAACAACAACUUGGUGACUGAAGUGAGGGGAAAAAAAAAGAAACAGCAAUGGUUUAGAUAAAUGUUUUGUUAAUCGCACUGCAAUGCAUUUGCACAUCGAGUCUCAUACUCAGAAUAUCUUUGUAAAUAAUCCUAAGUUUUUACAGCCGAUGCAUCAUAGUGCUUACUGUCGUUUAAUCAGUAUUUAAUGGUUGUUUUUUUAUUUAUUUCAUUUUUUGUACAGACUUUGUUGUGUCCCUCCACUUUUUAUUUUUUGGAAUGAGCCCUGCAUAAAUCUCACCAGCCAAAGCUUUUAACUGUCUUUUAUUUUUUGUACAUUUUUCUCAUUGCUUUUGGGCCUCAGCCAUUUGUCUUGAGGUAUUGUAUAAGGUGUUUUUCAGAUUGGAACAGAAGUUCAUUAUUCUUUUUAAAAUAUACACUCAUUACGGACAGCUUUUUAGGUGGUGUUUCUGGACUGCAGUUAAAAACCUAGAAACAUUGUGCAUGUUGAGGUUGUUUCAGCAAUGUGGAUAUUUAAUGGGUUUUGUUAUAUCUACUAACUGUAAAUGACUGUGAUAUUUCGUAUUUCUGUCUCACGUCAGACGUCUCAGAGCACGUGUGUUUUCGUAUUAAUCAGGCUUCGAUUUGUUCACACAGGUCUCCAAAUCUUUGUGCAUCUUAAACACUAGACUGUAGCGAGUUAUUCAUCUACUCCUCGUUUACAUGUUUUUUUUUUAAAGUCUUGCAAGAAUGUUUGAGGGUUUGACACGUCAUACUUUGCUCUGCUUGAUACUCUUGAUAUACUGAUACUCGAGUGCAUUUUUUUACACUUUAUAUCAUAAAGUGCACAGGUGUAAAUCAGUUCAUUAAUCCUUAUUACUCCUCAGUGCUAAAGCUGACACAAGCCUGUAGUGCAUUAUAGGUAUGGCUUCUAUGCAUUGGAGCCGUUUUAAAAUAGUUAAUAGUUUAGUUAGAGCAUUAAGAAUGAAAGUUCUAGCUUUUUGGACAAAGCAACUUGUUUUUGAGUAACAGGACAGAUCCAUAGUCAGUUUCUGUCUUCCAGAAUUGUGUGAGCAAAAAGAGAGUAAAAAUAGCUGAACCUCAUCUGAGAUGCACAACAUACAUGCACAUGGCAUAAACAUCAUGAACUCCUUCCAGAACAUAAUUUAGAACCCACCUUUAACUAGAAAUCAUUCAAUAACAAAAAGUAUUGUAUAUGAAAAUUUCAAUGUGUUCGCUGAUGGAUUCUAACAGUGUGUAAUUAAAAGUGUAAAUAUAAAGUUAUUUAAACACCUACA
Tachysurus vachellii is the source of this 4984-nucleotide messenger RNA. It is a transcript of the gene trim3b, whose product is annotated as tripartite motif containing 3b. Gene Ontology annotation, molecular function: translation repressor activity; ubiquitin protein ligase activity; zinc ion binding. The transcript is spliced from 13 exons. The record is from RefSeq and is a predicted model, not a curated record. Bases 290 to 2605 code for a protein of 771 amino acids. Gene Ontology annotation, biological process: proteasome-mediated ubiquitin-dependent protein catabolic process; protein polyubiquitination; negative regulation of translation. Lineage: Eukaryota; Metazoa; Chordata; Actinopteri; Siluriformes; Bagridae.